Trichoderma gamsii is the source of this 3033-nucleotide messenger RNA. RefSeq names its product minichromosome maintenance protein 4 (cell division control protein 54). Gene Ontology annotation, cellular component: nucleus; MCM complex. Lineage: Eukaryota; Fungi; Ascomycota; Sordariomycetes; Hypocreales; Hypocreaceae. The coding region runs from base 1 to 3033 and encodes 1010 amino acids. Gene Ontology annotation, molecular function: single-stranded DNA binding; single-stranded DNA helicase activity; ATP binding. The transcript is spliced from 3 exons. The record is from RefSeq and is a predicted model, not a curated record. Gene Ontology annotation, biological process: DNA replication; DNA strand elongation involved in DNA replication; mitotic DNA replication initiation.
AUGUCGACGCCAAAUCGAAGGCAGAGGGACUCGCAGUCCGCGACGCCUCGCCGUUCCACGCGACAAGCUGAGGCCGCGCAGAUGGUCUCGAGUCCUCUGUUCUACCAGUCCUCGCCAGCUCCAAGCCAAGGCAUGGAUGAGGUCAUGGGAGACGUUUCCUCGCCUCUGCGGCAGAUGUCGAACAGCCAGAGCACACAGAAUGCCAGUGGACCUGCGCCGAGCUCGCCAUUGAGGCAGAUGACCGAUACCCAGUCGACUAAUGGUGACGGCAAUCGGACUCCUCGAGCUAGCGGCGGCCUUGCGGGAGAAUCAUCUCCCAUCCGAUACGAACCAAGCUCCAGUCCCGGCCGAACACCAAGGCUGCAUUCGGAUCUGCGCAGUGAAAGCAGUGGCCUCUUUGUUGGCUCCAGUCGCGGCACACCCUACAGACGUGGAGAUAUAAACUCAGACACAGUACGGACGCCACGUGCUCCUCGACGUGUUAUUCUGGAUGAAUCUGGUCGAGUAAUGCGAGAAGGUCAGGUUCCGGGCUCUGAUGCUGCCUCAUUCGUAAACCGAGAUCCCAACACCUCUGAGGCCGAUAUCCUGGGUGGCCCUGGCCAGAGUCUUAUUUGGGGUACCACCGUGUCCAUCGAUGACACUUUCUCUACUUUCAAAGACUUCUUACGGCACUUCACUCUCAAGUACCGCAUGUACCGAGAUGGCCUUUCAGAUGCCGAGGUAAAUGCUUCGCCGGAUGCCGAAUCUAAGCCAUACUGGGAGGCUCUGCAGAACAUGCUGCUGCUGGGUACAACUCGACUCUAUCUCGAUAUUUCAGACUUGAACCUCUACCCACCGACACGAAAGCUAUGGCAUCAGAUUCAGGCCUAUCCUCAGGAAGUAGUCCCUGUCAUGGAUCAAUCCGUUCAUGACGUGAUGCUGGAGCUUGCCCAGGCUGAAACAAUGAGGAACCGGCCAUCUCAGAGCAGUGCCGGGCAGCAAGCUUCCCAGCGAAGCACACAGGGCUCUGAGCCGGUGUUCCCUAGCUCUGACCGGCCUGAUGAAGGCAUCACUCCUACACCCCGCCCUCGAGACGAGGACCCUACUUUGGAAGAUCAGGUCGCAGCCUCACUAUACGUCGUGCGUCCGUUUGGUCUUGACAAGUUGACCAACUUGCGAGACUUGAAUCCUUCCGACAUGGACCGCCUCGUUUCCAUCAAGGGCCUUGUUAUCCGUACUACGCCUGUUAUCCCCGACAUGAAGGAUGCAUUCUUCCGUUGUAACGUCUGCAAUCACUCUGUCAAUGUCGGCCUGGACAGAGGCAAGAUUCGAGAGCCCACCGAAUGCCCACGCACAAUGUGCGCCUCUAAAAACUCAAUGCAGAUUGUCCACAACAGAUGUUCGUUUGAAGACAAGCAAGUCAUUAAGCUUCAAGAAACCCCAGACAGCAUCCCCGCUGGACAGACACCCCAUUCGGUAUCUGUAUGCGUCUAUAACGAGCUUGUUGAUUUCUGCAAGGCUGGUGACCGCGUCCAGUUGACGGGCAUUUUCCGUGUCAGUCCUGUGCGGGUAAACCCUCGACAAAGGGCUAUCAAGAGCAUCUACAAGACCUACGUGGACGUCCUACACGUCCAAAAAGUCGACAAGAAGCGUCUUGGGGCCGAUGCAUCUACACUCGGCGUGGAAGGCGAAGAUGAGACGGAAUCAGGAAAGAAUGAGAUGGAGGAGACUCGUCGCAUUACGGCCGAAGAUGAGCUCAAGAUUCGGGAAAUAUCGCGCCGCCCUGACAUUUAUGAGCUUCUCUCACGAUCGCUGGCUCCCUCAAUUUACGAAAUGGAUGACGUUAAGAAGGGUAUUCUACUGCAACUGUUCGGUGGCACAAACAAGACCUUCCAAAAGGGAGGUAGCCCUAAAUACCGAGGCGACAUCAAUAUCCUGCUCUGUGGUGAUCCAUCCACCUCCAAGUCGCAAAUGCUUUCAUAUAUCCACAAGAUUGCCCCGCGUGGUGUAUAUACUAGCGGUAAAGGUUCAUCAGCUGUCGGUUUGACUGCGUACGUUACCCGCGAUCCUGAAACAAGACAAUUGGUCCUCGAGUCUGGUGCCCUGGUACUUUCUGACGGCGGUGUCUGCUGUAUCGAUGAAUUUGACAAGAUGAACGAGUCAACUCGGUCUGUGCUUCACGAAGUGAUGGAGCAGCAGACUGUUUCGAUUGCCAAAGCCGGCAUCAUCACGACCCUCAACGCUCGAACUAGUAUUCUUGCCUCUGCCAACCCAAUCGGUAGUCGCUACAACCCUGAUCUAUCCGUUCCGCAAAACAUCGAUCUUCCACCCACCCUUCUCUCCCGUUUUGAUCUCAUCUAUUUGAUUCUCGAUCGGGUUGAUGACAAGGCUGAUCGCCGAUUGGCAAAGCAUCUUCUGUCGAUGUACUUGGAAGACAAGCCCCAGUCAGCGCCUACCAGCGACGAUAUUCUCCCCGUCGAGUUCCUUACUCUGUACAUCUCAUACGCACGCUCCAACAUUCAGCCGGUGCUCUCGGACGAAGCAGCCCAAGAGCUUACCGACAGCUACGUUGCCAUGCGUGCUCUUGGCCAAGACGUGCGCGCCGCCGAGAAGCGCAUCACAGCCACCACUCGACAGCUCGAAAGCAUGAUCCGUCUCGCCGAGGCUCACGCCAAGAUGCGACUCUCCGAAGUUGUCACCCGGGACGAUGUACAAGAAGCGUACCGCCUCAUUCAAUCCGCUCUCAAGACUGCUGCCACAGACUCCGAAGGACGAAUCGACAUGAGCCUGCUCACAGAAGGCACAAGCUCUGCGGAACGGAAGCGCCGCAGCGACCUCAAGGACGCGGCGCUGCGACUGCUCGACGAGAUGACUGCCGGCGGAAACACCGUCCGGUGGAGCGACGUGUCUAGGAGGUUGGCCGAGUCUUCCAGCGUGCCUAUUGAGCAGGCUGAGUUUACUGAGGUGAUGAGGACUUUGGAGGCUGAGAAUGCCAUCAUGGUGUCUGGCGAGGGUGCGAGAAAGAGUGUUCGGAGAGUUACGGCCGUUGUAUGA